CCGAGCGCUCAGCCUGCCCAGGUAUCGAACGUGACGCGCGGGGAGAGCCAGCGCGCUCACCUGUUGCUCGCCUGGGAUACUUUUUUCCUUUCGCGGGACAGGAUCGGGAGGCAACUUUCCCCUCGGCCCGGUCAGCUAUAGGGAAGAGGGAAGGUGACAGGAGAGCCGCGGGUGGCGGAGGAGCAGAGGGUCAAACGUAUUCGCGCUCCCGGGUGGAAAGAGAAAGUGAUACUCCUGAGCUCCUUGCUUGGUUUCAACUUGACACAGUCUGGGUGAGCACACCAAGGGAGUUUGUGAGCAAUAUCCCCCUUCCCUAAGUUUCUCUGUGGCCACAGAGAGUCUGUCCAGCUCUCUUCCUUCCAUUUUUCUGUCCUUGAAAUUUUCUGCCUGCUUCUUUGAAGGUGUGAGUUGAUCCUCUUCACAUUUGGGACAAAGCUGGUUGGCAGCUCUUAGUCACCACAGAAGAGACAGAAUUCUUAAGACAGGAUUGGCAAAUGUGCUUUCCACUGAUCCUGUAUGAAAGCCUUGGCCCAAAGGCUCCCCGCCAGCAGAAAGAUAACAAAACUGCAGCUACGCACGCUACAUUGCCUGGCAGCUUCAUCAGAUCAGAUGUCACUUAACCUCAGGAGGAGUUGACCCAUAUUUUCUGCUCAUGUGUCACCGUCCACUUUUUCAUCCUUCCCUCCGCAGAUACAGAUAGUCGAGAAUCUGUCAGGUGGGCCAGGUUUUUAAGGGAGCCCUCUUGUGAAUAGGAAGGUUUCUUCUUCUGAUUGAGCACUGGGAAGUGAUUUUAGUUGACAUGUCAGUUUUGGAUUCCUGUAGAAUAAGAGGAAGAGAACAUACAGUAAUGGAGUAUAUGAGUACUGGUAGUGAAAAUAAGGAAGAAUUUGACUUACUGCUGACAGAUUUAAAUAUGUCCGAAGUAAUUGACAUCAUGGAGAACCUUUAUCCCGAAGGUGACCUGACAAUUUACAAAGACAGCCUCAUUGCUCUGCACCCAGAAAAGAACAAAAAUGAGGAACGGACUGAAUCUUUGCUGUUCAGCCGAAGAGAAGUUUCUUUGCUUUCGUGUGUCAAGUAUGGGAGUGUGGAAGACCUGCUUGCAUUUGCCAAUCAGGUGUCAAACACCGCAAAGCAGUUGUGCCAGCAGAGACGACAAGAAUCUGGAAUCAUAUUAAACAUGAUCAAACCCAAAAAUGGGCGCUAUAAGAUUGACUCAGACGUGCUUCUAUUUCCUUGGAAGCUAACAUACAGAAAUAUUGGGACUGACUUCAUUCCAAGGGGAGCUUUUGGGAAAGUAUACUUGGCACAAGAUACAGAAACCAAAAAGCGGAUGGCUUGCAAGCUGGUUCCCGUGGAACAGUUCAAGCCAUCAGAUGUUGAAAUCCAAGCCUGCUUUCGCCAUGAAAAUAUUGCUGAACUUUAUGGAGCCAUCUUAUGGGAUGAGACAAUCCAUCUCUUUAUGGAGGCAGGAGAAGGAGGCUCUGUCCUAGAAAAGAUAGAAAGUUGUGGGCCUUUGAGAGAAUUUGAAGUCAUCUGGCUGGCCAAACAUAUUCUCAAAGGACUUGAGUUUCUUCACUCAAAGGGAGUUAUUCAUCAGGAUAUCAAACCAAGCAACAUUGUUUUCAUGUCCACCAAAGCUGUUUUAGUGGAUUUUGGACUUAGCGUUCAAAUGACAGAAGAUGUUUAUUAUCCCAAAGAACUUCGAGGAACAGAGAUUUACAUGAGUCCAGAAGUGAUUCUUUGCCGAGGCCAUAGUACAAAAGCUGACAUCUACAGCCUAGGAGCAACCAUCAUCCACAUGCAAACUGGCAUUCCACCAUGGGUCAGUCGGUAUCCUCGUGCAGCCUAUCCCUCCUAUCUCUACAUAAUCCAUAAGCAAGCUCCGCCACUUGAAGACAUUGCUGAGGAUUGUAGCGCUAAUAUGAGACAGUUAUUGGAAGCAGCUCUUGAAAGGAACCCCAAUCAAAGACUCUCAGCUACAGAAUUGCUCAAACAUGAAGCCUUGCAUCCAUCACGGGAGGAACAGCCCCGGUGUCAGAGUCUGGACUCAGCUCUUUUUGCACGAAAGAGGUUGCUGGAGAAGAACGAGCUGGAACUCUCUGAGAAUAUUUCAGAUUCUACAAAUCUUGGGAUUACUGAGGAAUCGGAUUUGCUGAGGAGACAGCGAUCAUUAUAUAUAGACCUUGGAGCAUUAGCUGGCUACUUUAAUAUUGUCCGGGGACCAACAACACUAGAUUAUGACUAGAUUUGGGGAUCUCUCAUGUGGAACUGAACAGGACUAGUUAUAUAUAGAGGGGUGGGAGAGAGAAAGAGAGAGAAGCACGAAACCUUUAAUUGGCUUUGCUUGGAUUGCUUGAACUCUAAUAAUGUUUAAUGAAUGUCCUGGAUGAGUUCCAUUGCUAGUUUUAAUCGCGCACGCGCGCGCACACACACACACACACACACACACACACACACAUCCUUGCUCUGGUAACUGUGAUUUUUUAAAAUACAGUUACACUGACAAUGAGUCCUUUGCUUGGUUUCUAUUACUUGUCUUACCUAAAAAACAGCAACCUGCCUUCUGUUACCUGUAGUUCAACCCCUAUUUUCCCAUUGUCUUCUUACUAAGUGAAUGAAGUAAUACUGGAGCAAAAGAGCAUAUUUAUGCUCAACCACAAAACCUCAAGUUUUGUUUAUGCUUCGUUUUGAUUAUCAAGUGAAAUAAGCAUCUUCUUUAUACAUAAUAUUUUGGGAUUUCUUUCUUCUUCUUCUUUUUUUUUUUGUCGUUCUUCCUUAGUGCUGUUACAAUGACCUCCUUUCUUUCAGACUGAGGGUGUGGCAAAUUUAAGAAUUCGGUACUUAAGCUAAGAACAUUUCCAAGAAAACAUUACUGAAUUCUGGGUCACCUAUUUUCCUAAUGAAUAUGUAUUAUUUAAUAAUAUGUAUUAUUUAAGAGCCUUGGUAGUACAGUGGUCUAAGGCACCCUGUUAUUAAGCUGGUUAUUAAGACCAGCUGCCUGCAAUUACUGCAGGUUCGAAUCUCGCCAAGGCUCAAGGUUGACUCAGCCUUCCAUCCUUUCUAAGGUAGGUAAAUUGAGGACCCAGUUGUGGGGGCAAUAAGCUGACUUUGUAUAAAUAUACAAAAGGAGGAAGGCUAUUGCUGAGCACAUUGUAAGCCGCCCUGAGUCUCUGGAGAAGGGCGGCAUAUAAAUCAAAUAAAAAAUAAAAAAAAUUAAAAAAAAUUCAUGUAUAUCUACUGGUUUUGAGAGAGGGAAACCCCUAUUGUGACUUUAGUUGCACCUCCUGUUUAAGUUUUUAAUUAUCAAGCUGCUAGACAGGGAAUUGUCAAAAUGCUUGCUCCCCACGCUGGCUGCAAAUAUUUUCCAACACAAUAGUUCUUUGACAUGAAUGGGAACUAUGCCAGAUCUUGAGAUAAACUCUGUCAUGUGAAUGUAAAUUGCACAAAGACUUAGUAACUGUAAUCAUAGGCUAUUUGAAUGUUAACACAUUGUAUAAAUGACUCAUGAGGUGAGCUUAAUUUAAUUGUAAGAACUAUGUGUUAAAAAUAGACAUGUAGUUAGGUGUUGUGGUUACUUUAUGUUCCUAUGGAAAGAAUACCUCCUUUUGUUUUUGAAGAUUUGAGUGCAUUUAAAACAAGUGUUUUGAAUGAUAGUAAAACUGGUUCAAAAACAAAGCUUUGUACAUCCUAUGGGGUGAAUAUAUUAACUUUUAUAAAAAAAACAAUUUAUUAGAGGCAUACUAUGUAUGUUCUAAAUAGAGUGAUUAACAACAUCCUGGUUUAGAUGUUAUACUGAAAUAUCUUUGUAUGCAAAAUGUAUUUGUAUUAAUUUCUUGAAGUCCUAAUUCCUGCAUCAGUUACUGUAAAAAAAAAAAUUCUGUUAAACAUAUGUACUGUUUUGGAAUAAAGUGAUAUGAAAUUA
Molecule: messenger RNA, 3925 nt
Organism: Pantherophis guttatus
Lineage: Eukaryota; Metazoa; Chordata; Lepidosauria; Squamata; Colubridae
Source: RefSeq, a predicted model, not a curated record